CAAUUACAUCGAUUCUGAACUACGUCCAACCAAAUACUCUUGCCCUUUUCCUUUCUCUUUCAAUUUUAGUGGAAACUCAUCUUCUCUCCGGUGGACUAACAUAUGGCGGUGGGUGCUUACCGGAAGGACACCAACACUGUGCAGCUGGAAGUGAUGUCGCCGGAUCUUACUCCCGUCUUCGCGGAAAUCCCUCUCAACGAAUAUGAAGCUCCAGAAGAUAUGCUUCCUCCAAAUGCUAGCAGUACAUUGUAUGUAGAGGGUUUGCCUGAGGACUGUACAACAAGAGAGGUGGCACACAUAUUCCGCCAUUUUGGAGGUUACAAAGAAGUUAGGCUCGUACCAGAACCAUCAAUAUAUCCUGGAGUCAAUACCUUGAUUCAUUGCUUUGUUGAUUUUGUGAGUCCGCUUGAUGCAGCUGCUGCAAUGGAUGCCUUACAAGGUUAUAAAUUCGACCUUGAUGAGCAUGAUUCAGGCAACUUAAUGCUGCAAUUUGCUCGCAAUCCUGGUGUGACGUCAGCUGGAGGGGAUUGUUGAAACUAUGUGUAUUUACAGGACUUGCCAUGUUUGGAGAGCGACAUCAUGCUGCAAGCGUGUUUCUCUGAUCAUGUAUAUUAACUGUAGCUGGUGCUUAGCAGUUUGAAGAUAAAGUUGCUUGUCAGAUCAAAUAUAAUAGUUUAAAUUUCUUUUUAAAAUUUGCUACAACUUAUGACAUUAUGAACUUGU
Messenger RNA from Solanum pennellii, 723 nucleotides. RefSeq names its product RNA-binding protein 1-like. Gene Ontology annotation, molecular function: mRNA binding. The record is from RefSeq and is a predicted model, not a curated record. Bases 103 to 534 code for a protein of 143 amino acids. The transcript is spliced from 6 exons. NCBI's taxonomy places the organism in Eukaryota, Viridiplantae, Streptophyta, Magnoliopsida, Solanales, Solanaceae.